UUAUGCUCUCACAUGAAAGAAGAAGCUAGCGGAUUAAACUGUUCAUGCUCACAUACUCUCUGCCCCGUCGCUCAAACGGGAUGAAGUACAUUCAAAAUCUUCGCCAUCGUGCAGUUUCCUUUACGCGACGCAUAGGAAAGGAGAGCGAUGUCCCUGCCAGCAGCUAAAUUCAUGGACAAGACAAACCUCCAGGCAGAAAUAAAGGUGUAACGACAACAGGCGGUGCAUAGGGGUUCCACUGCAGGCCGGUGUGUGUGUGUGUGUGUGUGUGUGUGUUUAUGGUUGUGUAUGUUUAUGAGUGAGCGGCAUAGCAGCUGGGGGUUGUAACGUGAUGCCAAGAUGCUGCUGUCCCUGGGAAUGCUGAUGCUGUCGGCCACACAGAUUUACACCAUCUUUACCGUGCAGCUCUUCGCCUUCCUCAACCUGCUGCCUGUGGAGGCCGACAUCGCUGCUUACUCAUUUGACAACAAAACAGAGAACUUUGAUGACCUGCCUGCACGGUUCGGUUAUCGUCUCCCCAGCGAUGGACUGAAGGGCUUCCUGAUUGGUGCACGGCCAGAGAACGCAUGCGAGCCCAUCGAGCCCCCUCCGAGGGACAACCUGACGGGCGCCUUCAUCGUCCUCAUCAAGCGAUUUGAUUGCAACUUUGACAUCAAGGUCCUCAACGCCCAGAAAGCGGGGUACAAGGCAGCCAUUGUUCACAAUGUGGACUCCGAUGACUUAAUCAGCAUGGGAUCCAAUGAUCUGGAUGUUAUGAAGCAGAUCGAUAUUCCCUCUGUGUUUGUGAGCGAGGAGACUGCCAACUCUCUGAAGGAGGACUACACGUAUGACAAGGGGGGACACGUGGUCCUCAUGCCAGACUUCAGCCUGCCACUGGAAUACUACCUGAUCCCCUUCCUCAUCAUCGUGGGAAUCUGCCUCAUCCUCAUUGUUGUUUUCAUGAUUACCAAGUUUGUCCAGGAUCGACACAGAGCUCGGAGGAGCCGCCUGCGCAAAGAUCAGCUAAAGAAGCUUCCAAUUCACAAGUUCAAGAAAGGGGACAGCUACGAUGUGUGCGCCAUCUGCCUGGAUGAAUAUGAAGAAGGAGACAAACUCCGAGUCCUGCCAUGUUCUCAUGCCUACCACAGUAAGUGCGUGGACCCCUGGCUGACCAAAACCAAGAAGACGUGUCCGGUGUGCAAGCAGAAGGUGGUGCCCUCGCAGGGCGACUCCGACUCCGACUCGGAGGAAGGCGAGAGCGGGCCCGACGAGAACGAGGAGGUGUCGGAGAGCACCCCGCUGCUGCGCUCCCUGGCCUCCACCAGCGCCCACUCCUUCGGAACCAUGUCGGGGGCGUCACGCUCCGAGCAGGACCAGGAGUCCUCCGAGUACGAGGACGACGAGCUGGACAGCAGCGACAGCGAGGAGGAGGUCACCGUGGAGACCGUGGUGGUGCAGAUGCAGCAGCCCUGCUCCGAGAGUCGCGACCACGAGCACGACCUGCCCCGGGCUUGACUGAUUGGUCGCUAAACACCUUCCCUCCCCUCGUGCCCACCACCCUUCCUCCCUGCAAACCCCCCUCACCCCACCCCACCACCACCCUCCCCCAACCUCGCAGCUGCAGAGACUUUUGCUGGGGGCACGAAACAGAUUCAUCACCCGAGUUCUUCUGUCACCGCUUAAAAUACAUUGUAAUGUAUCCUCCCUACAAGUUCAAAUACAAAUCUUAAAUUUUAUUUUUAACAUGAUUGUGGACGAAGCGCUGAUUCCCGCGCGUGCGACAGGAAGUCAGCGAGCAUAUCUUAAGGGCUGCUUGACAGACUUGACAGGACUGAUGACACUGAUGUACAGUAGACUGUCAUACUGUACUCUGUUUAGUCAUAAAAAGAUGUUUUGACACGUUUUUUCUGGUUUAGUCACAAGUGGGAGAGUCACAAUCAUGUUCGACAGGAAGUUCAGUAAAAGUACUGUGUGUAUAUAAAACGUAUAGAUCACAAUAAGUUACAUCUUUACCUUUGAUUAUCUCUUAUACUGUAAGUUUCAGAUGACUGGGAAGGUUCAUUAUUGUACAUACAUGUCCAUGCUAAACUGACACACCCUUAAGCGCUAUGCAGCAUCUUUUUUUUUUUGUAAAACUAAACUAACAUUCAGCAAAGUAUAGAGACAUUUAAAGCCACAGCAAUAUGGUUUUGCCAAUUUAUUUCCAGCGUGAUAAUAUGAAGGAGCCUUGCCAGCUCCUGUCUGUUUUGUGCCACGGUUUUUAACUGUUUUGGUGAUUUCACAUUUAAAGAGAGACUGAGGCCAAACCAGAUCGAGAGAGACGCGUUCAAGUGUAAAGGCUGCGCCCUCCACGAGAUGUCACGUCACGUUCGUUGUGGGUUACACCGGUUCAAAGUGUGAAGAUACACUUGGGAGUGAAAACUGUGUCGCUGUGACGCUGCCUGGGGUAAAUUUCCUCCGGCUGCUCCAGACCCAUCUCUUCAUUUAACACAAGCAGUUAUUGGUUGAUAGGCCUUGUAAUACACAUUUAACUGACCUUAUCUCAUUUUAAUACUGUUUAUAGUAAAUACUCUAACGUGUUUUUUUUUUUUUUAUAACAUGGCUUGAUUUUUUUUGUUUUGUUGACAGAUCCUGUUGCCUUUUUCAGUUGAUGUAUUUUGUCUCGUCAGUGUUUUUCCUGCUCAUGUAUGUCUGUUCUCAAUAUGAAUUCACUUCAAUAAAAUGAAAACGACACUUAACAAGGAAACUUU
Molecule: messenger RNA, 2729 nt
Organism: Lates calcarifer (barramundi perch)
Lineage: Eukaryota; Metazoa; Chordata; Actinopteri; Centropomidae
Gene: rnf13
Product: ring finger protein 13
Exons: 10
Coding region: 340-1494 (384 amino acids)
Biological process (GO): protein ubiquitination; ubiquitin-dependent protein catabolic process; positive regulation of DNA-templated transcription
Cellular component (GO): cytoplasm; nucleoplasm
Molecular function (GO): zinc ion binding; ubiquitin protein ligase activity
Source: RefSeq, a predicted model, not a curated record